AUGGAUGCGGAUCGGGUCGACUCGGUUCUGGAUCAUAUCCUCAACAAUGAUGAGGAUAAUGCUGUCGAAGACAGUACUACUGUACAGGUGAAAAAUCCGAGAGCAAGAGAAACCGGUGACAAAAUCGAAGUGUUCUACUCGAGAAAGACCACAGUUGUAUCACCGCCGAACUCAGACGAGGAAGAAUUUUGCUCGGAUUCUGAGCUUCUCGGAAAAGAACACGGCUACCGAUCGAGAGCAACAUCGUUUCAUGGAAGAGCACGCGCCGGAAGCGACGACGAACCCGACGGUUUUCCAAGAAACCGCACACUGCGAUACCGACGAAAAAAGGGAGGAGAAUGGCGUGAAAUUCACAGUCAGGGAACGCCGGAUCGAAGGAAAGAUGAUGAAGAUGAGCUUGAGGUUGAUGUGAAGGAGGAGCACUCGGAAGCUACUGGAAUUGUCACAAAGACAUAUGAAGCUCGCUGGAAGGUGUUGAAGUAUGAACACUUGCCAGAAUGGCUUCAGGACAACGAAUUUUUAAGACAUGGACACCGUCCACCGCUUCCGUCAUUUACUGAAUGCUUCAAAAGUAUCUGGUCGCUUCACACAGAAACGGGAAAUAUUUGGACACACUUGAUUGGUUGUGUGGCGUUCUUCUUGUUGGGAUGCUGGUUCUUGACAAGGCCUGAUAAUCAUAUUCAGUUCCAGGAGAAGGUCGUUUUCUCUUUCUUCUUUGUCGGCGCCGUCAUGUGUCUUGGACUGUCGUUCGCAUUUCAUACUCUUUCGUGUCAUUCGCAUGCAGUCGGAAAAUUCUUCUGCAAACUGGAUUAUAUGGGAAUCUCGAUGCUUAUAAUUGGUUCGUUCAUACCAUGGAUUUAUUAUGGGUUCUAUUGUCGACGGGAGCCAAAAAUCACGUAUAUUGGAAUGGUAGUCGUAUUGGGAUGCGGGGCCAUAGUUGUCUCGCUAUGGGAUAAGUUCAGCGAAUCGAAGUUCCGACCAAUUCGAGCGGGAGUUUUUGUAGGAAUGGGAUGCAGUGGAAUCGUUCCUACGAUCCAUUACAUCAUAACAGACGGUGUCCGAUCACUAUUUGAAGAUAAUUCGUUCCAUUGGCUUCUCCUGAUGGCCUUCCUGUAUCUACUAGGCGCACUAUUGUACGCAACUCGAACGCCGGAGAGAUUUUUCCCAGGGAAAUGUGAUAUUUGGUUUCAAUCGCAUCAAUUGUUCCAUACAUGCGUCGUCAUUGCCGCAUUUGUGCAUUACUACGGAAUUUCGGAAAUGGCAAUGGCUCGUCUCAACAAUCAGUGCCCCGUCGAAACAUAG
Molecule: messenger RNA, 1302 nt
Organism: Caenorhabditis bovis
Lineage: Eukaryota; Metazoa; Nematoda; Chromadorea; Rhabditida; Rhabditidae
Source: the annotation of a GenBank genome assembly